Molecule: messenger RNA, 3999 nt
Organism: Trichoderma breve
Lineage: Eukaryota; Fungi; Ascomycota; Sordariomycetes; Hypocreales; Hypocreaceae
Product: ABC transporter transmembrane region domain-containing protein
Exons: 4
Coding region: 1-3999 (1332 amino acids)
Biological process (GO): transmembrane transport
Cellular component (GO): membrane
Molecular function (GO): ATP hydrolysis activity; ATP binding; ABC-type transporter activity
Source: RefSeq, a predicted model, not a curated record
AUGGCGGCCGAAGCUUCUGGGAAGAAGAAUAAAAAUAUCGGUACUGGUUAUGCCAGCGAUGAUUCCCAACGAUCAGGGGCAUCUAUCAGCAAUGAAACAAUUGGAAACGAUGCACAAGAAGUUCAAAAAGUAGACUUCUCACACAAAGAAGUUCUAUCAUCACGCAAGACGGAAGAAUCUCACAUUCGUAUGCCGCACAAUCUCGAGAAUGGUCGACAUGCCGAGUCCGAAGACGAACAGGACCCCUAUGGGCAUCUCCCACCUCACCAAGCGAACAUCCUCAAGCGCCAAGUCGUCACUCCGAAGGUUCAACAAGGCAUAAAAGUCAUCUACUGCUAUAUUACGCGUAAUGAUGCCAUAAUCAUUGGCAUCUCUUCCAUUUUCGCGGUAGCAUCAGGUGCCACCAUGCCACUCAUGAAUAUCGUCUUUGGCCAACUUCAAAAUUCUUUUCAGGGCUAUUCAAACGACAGAGACGGCGCCCAACCUCUUACAUAUAGCGACUUCACUAACCAGAUAACCAAGUUUGUGCUAUAUUUUAUUUAUCUUGCCAUCGCCAAAAUCCGAGAGCAUUAUCUCGCAAGUUGCUUACGACAAAACAUCGCCUUCUUUGAUAACCUGGGGGCGGGCGAGGUGACCACCAGAAUCACUGCUGAAACUAGCCUCAUACAAGAUGGCAUAUCUGAAAAGGUUUCGCUGACUAUUGCCGCCGUCGCUACCUUUAUCACUGCCUAUGUUGUGGGUUUCAUCAUGUAUUGGAAACUCACUCUGAUCCUAUCUUGUUGCCUCUUUGCUCUAUUUUUGACUACCAGUAUCGGCUCCAGCUUUAUGCUUAAGAACAACAAGGUCUCUCUUGACGCCUACGCCCAAGGUGGUAGUCUAGCCGAAGAAGUGAUCAGCUCAAUCCGCAAUGCUAUCGCCUUCGGUACACAAGACCGAUUAGCCAGGAAAUAUGGCGAAUAUCUAGACAAAGGAGCCAAAUAUGGCUAUAAGAUGCAGAAGUCGAUGGCCUUCAUGUCAGCUACGAUGUGGCUUAUCCUCUAUCUCACCUACGGUCUAGCGUUCUGGCAGGGAAGCAGCUACGUUUUGGAUGAAGUCAUUCCUUUAUCCAAGCUUCUAAUCGUUGUAUUUUCUAUCAUUGUCGGCUCCUUUUCUCUAGUAAAUGUCAUGCCGCAUAUCCAAGCCUUUACAACGGCUAUUGCGGCUGUGGGAAAUAUCGCAAACACCAUCAACCGCCCGUCGCCUAUCGAUCCAAUGAAGGAUGAAGGCGAGAAAUUAGAUCAUGUGAAAGGUAAUCUUUACUUUAAGAAUGUCCAGCACAUUUACCCAUCGCGCCCCGAAAUGAUAGUAAUGGAAAAUGUAAGCCUCAAGAUCCCAGCCGGUAAGGUUACCGCUUUAGUCGGUGCGUCGGGCUCCGGAAAGAGCACUUUCAUCGGUUUAAUCGAGAGAUUCUACGAGCCCGUCGGCGGUACGAUAUACCUCGAUGGUCACAAUAUCAGCCAGCUGAACUUGAGAUGGCUCCGUCAACAAGUGGCAUUAGUCAGUCAGGAGCCGACUCUUUUCAGCACUUCUAUCUACCAGAAUAUCCGCUAUGGUCUUAUUGGCACCAAGUUCGAAUACGAAACAAAACAAAAGCAACGGCAGCUUAUUAUCGAGGCAUCAAAAAAGGCAAAUGUACAUGAAUUCGUGAUGAGACUGCCCGAGGGCUACGAGACGAAUGUGGGUGAGAAGGGAUUCCUCCUUUCUGGUGGCCAAAAGCAACGCAUUGCCAUUGCUAGAGCCAUCGUAUCAGACCCUAAAAUCUUGUUACUUGACGAGGCCACUUCUGCGCUCGACACAAAAUCCGAGAGUGCUGUACAGGCUGCCCUCGAAGUGGCUGCGGCCGGCCGCACCACCAUCAUUAUUGCGCACCGGCUAUCGACUAUCAAGGAUGCCCACAACAUUGUCGUCAUGUCUCAUGGCCGUAUCAUCGAGCAGGGCACUCACGUUGAGUUAAUCAACAGCAAAGGCCAUUAUUUUGAUCUCGUGUCAGCACAAGACAUACUUGGGACUGACGCUUUAACGAUUGAUACUCAAGAGCAGCAGCUGGGUGAAAAAGAACAGCGCCUUAUUCGCGACAUUCCAACUGAUUUUGGAGGCGACAUCAAGAUGCAUCAUGUGGAGUCACCCACGACGGAGGCCUCACAAAAGGCGGAUUCGAAUCAUGAAAUAGGGAAAGGCUACAGCCUAUGGACCUUGAUAGCCCUCAUCAAGUCAUUCAAUGAUCCAGAAUGGAAGAUUAUGAUUACAGGGAUAGUUUUCUCAAUCAUAUGUGGCGCCACUUAUCCCGUGAUGUCAGUCUUCUUUGCUAAAGAGAUUUCCACACUAUCACAUCCUAUAAAUGACCAAAACAGGGCCGCACUAAAAAGAAGUUCUGACUUCUGGAGUGCCAUGCUCUUGAUGAUUGCGGUUGUCCAGUUUAUCGCUUAUGCACUACAAGGUGCCGCAUUUGGCUUCUGCUCUGAGAAAUUGAUCCGCCGUGUGAGAGAACGCGCAUUCCGUACUAUCUUGCGACAAGAUGUUGCCUUUUUUGAUAAGGACGAAAAUACGUCUGGAUCUCUCACAGCGUUCUUAUCCACAGAGACGACACACGUAGCCGGCCUCAGUGGCGUUACACUGGGAACAUUGACCAUGAUGAUGGCGACCCUUAUAAUUGGCGUAGUUAUGUCACUAGCUGUUGGCUGGAAACUGUCUCUGGUUUGCCUAUCUGCUACACCAGUUCUUCUUGCUUGUGGAUUUUAUCGCUUUUGGAUACUAGCGCAGUUCCAGCAGCGUUCAAAAGCUGAAUAUGCGGCGUCGGCAUCUUUUGCAUCCGAAGCGGUGUCUUCGAUACGCACUGUCGCCUCUCUUACACGCGAGGUUGGUGUGCUUAACGAAUAUAAAGAAGCACUUAGGGCACAGCGGCGUAGGAGCCUUGUAUCGGUUAUUAAAUCCAGUGUUCUCUAUGCCGCAUCACAAAGUCUAAUUUUCCUUUGCCUUGCUUUGGGCUUCUGGUACGGCGGUACGCUGAUUGGAAAGGGGGAUUAUAACGAGUUCCAAUUCUUUUUGUGUCUCACGACGGUCAUCUUUGGAUCACAGUCAGCCGGAACUAUCUUCUCCUUCGCUCCCAACAUGAGUAACGCACACCGAGCCGCAACGGAACUCAAGACAUUGUUCGAUCGGCAACCAACAAUUGAUACCUGGUCUGCCGAGGGAGAACGACUUGAAAAGGUCGAGGGAAAGAUUGAGUUUCGUCAAGUAUAUUUACGCUAUCCAGAACGACCGGAGCAGCUGGUCCUUCGAGGUCUCAAUCUCUAUAUCCAACCAGGCCAAUAUAUCGCCCUUGUAGGGAGCUCUGGCUGCGGUAAGAGCACCGCAAUCAGUCUUUUAGAACGUUUCUAUGACCCUACCGCCGGAGAGGUUUAUAUCGAUGGUAAGGAUAUUAGUACACUAAAUAUCGCAGAUUACCGGUCUUUCAUCUCUCUCGUGAGUCAGGAACCGACGCUGUAUCAAGGCACGAUUAAAGACAAUAUUACUCUAGGCAGCGCUUGUAGUGAUGUGUCUGAUGAGGCUGUUGAGUUUGCCUGCCGCGAGGCUAAUAUCUACGAUUUCAUCAUAUCUCUUCCGGAUGGCUUUAACACCGUUGUUGGAAGUAAAGGUGUCUUACUAUCCGGAGGCCAAAAGCAGCGUAUUGCUAUUGCCCGCGCCUUAAUUCGCGACCCCAAAAUUCUGUUAUUAGAUGAGGCGACAUCAGCCUUAGACUCCGAGUCUGAGAGAUUAGUACAAGCGGCACUAGAUAAUGCGGCCAAGGGUCGAACAACUAUCGCAGUAGCUCAUCGGUUGAGUACUAUCCAGAGGGCAGACCGUAUCUAUGUAUUCGACAUGGGAAGGGUUAUCGAAGAGGGGACGCAUGCCGAUUUAAUGAAGAAAAAUGGGCGGUAUUCUGAGCUUGUUAACCUACAAAGCCUUACAAAUGAUGCUUAG